GAGGGAGGGGAGGCGGGAAACAUCCUGGUGGGUGCUGGGUCGUGCUGCUCCCUCCGUUCGUCUGUAGAUAGGUUCCGAAAUGGCGGUGCAACCGAAGGAAACGCUGCAGUUGGAAAGCGCGGCCGAGGUCGGCUUCGUGCGCUUCUUCCAGAGCAUGCCAGAGAAGCCGACCACCACCGUGCGCCUCUUCGACCGGGGCGACUUCUACACGGCUCACGGCGAGGACGCGCUGCUGGCCGCCCGAGAGGUGUUCAAGACCCAGGGGGUGAUCAAGUACUUGGGUCCUGCAGGAGCAAAGACUCUGCAGAGUGUUGUGCUUAGUAAAAUGAAUUUUGAAUCUUUUGUAAAAGAUCUUCUUCUUGUUCGUCAGUAUAGAGUUGAAGUUUAUAAAAACAGAGCUGGAAAUAAGGCAUCCAAGGAGAAUGAUUGGUAUUUGGCAUUUAAGGCUUCUCCUGGCAAUCUUUCUCAGUUUGAAGACAUUCUGUUUGGUAACAAUGAUAUGUCAGCUUCCAUUGGUGUUGUGGGCGUUAAAAUGUCCACAGUUGAUGGUCAAAGACAGGUUGGAGUUGGGUAUGUUGAUACCAUACAGAGGAAGCUAGGACUGUGUGAAUUCCCUGAUAAUGAUCAGUUUUCCAAUCUGGAGGCUCUCCUGAUUCAGAUUGGACCAAAGGAAUGUAUUUUACCAGGAGGAGAGACUGCUGGAGAUAUGGGGAAACUGAGGCAGGUUAUUCAGAGAGGAGGAAUUCUGAUCACAGAAAGAAAAAGAACUGACUUUUCCACAAAAGACAUUUAUCAGGAUCUAAAUCGGUUGUUGAAAGGCAAAAAGGGAGAACAGAUGAACAGUGCUGUCUUGCCAGAAAUGGAGAAUCAGGUUGCAGUUUCAUCAUUGUCUGCGAUAAUUAAGUUUUUAGAACUCUUAUCAGAUGAUUCAAAUUUUGGACAGUUUGAACUGACUACUUUUGACUUCAGCCAGUACAUGAAACUGGAUAUUGCAGCAGUGAGAGCUCUUAACCUUUUCCAGGGUUCUGUUGAAGAUACUUCUGGCUCUCAGUCUCUGGCUGCAUUGCUGAAUAAAUGCAAAACUCCUCAAGGACAAAGACUGGUUAACCAGUGGAUUAAGCAGCCUCUCAUGGAUAAGAAGAGAAUAGAAGAAAGAUUAAAUUUAGUGGAAGCUUUUGUAGAAGAUGCAGAAUUGAGACAAAGUUUACAAGAAGAUUUACUUCGCCGAUUCCCAGAUCUUAACCGACUUGCCAAGAAAUUUCAAAGACAAGCAGCAAACCUUCAAGAUUGUUACCGACUCUAUCAGGGCAUAAACCAACUCCCUAAUGUUAUACAGGCUCUGGAAAAAUACGAAGGAAAACACCAGGUGUUGUUGUUGGCAGUUUUUGUGACUCCUCUUAUUGAUCUUCGGUCUGAUUUCUCCAAGUUUCAGGAAAUGAUCGAAACAACUUUAGAUAUGGAUCAGGUGGAAAACCAUGAAUUCCUUGUAAAACCUUCAUUUGAUCCUAAUCUGAGUGAAUUAAGAGAAGUAAUGGAUGACUUGGAAAAGAAGAUGCAGUCCACAUUAAUAAGUGCAGCCCGAGAUCUUGGAUUGGACCCUGGCAAACAGAUUAAAUUGGAUUCCAGUGCACAGUUUGGAUACUACUUUCGUGUAACCUGUAAGGAAGAAAAGGUCCUUCGUAAUAAUAAAAACUUUAGUACAGUAGAUAUCCAGAAGAAUGGUGUUAAAUUUACUAACAGUAAGUUGUCUUCUUUAAAUGAAGAAUAUACUAAAAAUAAAGCUGAAUACGAAGAGGCCCAGGAUGCCAUUGUCAAAGAAAUUGUCAAUAUUUCUUCAGGCUAUGUAGAGCCAAUGCAGACACUAAAUGAUGUGUUAGCUCAGCUAGAUGCUGUUGUCAGCUUUGCUCAUGUGUCAAAUGGAGCACCUGUUCCAUAUGUACGACCAGUCAUUUUGGAGAAAGGACAAGGAAGAAUUAUAUUGAAAGCAUCCAGACAUGCUUGUGUUGAAAUUCAAGAUGAAGUUGCAUUUAUUCCUAAUGAUGUACACUUUGAAAAAGAUAAACAGAUGUUCCACAUCAUUACUGGUCCCAAUAUGGGAGGUAAAUCAACAUAUAUUCGCCAAACUGGGGUGAUAGUACUCAUGGCCCAAAUUGGAUGUUUUGUACCGUGUGAAUCAGCAGAAGUAUCCAUUGUGGACUGCAUCUUGGCUCGGGUGGGGGCUGGUGACAGUCAGUUAAAAGGAGUCUCCACAUUCAUGGCUGAAAUGCUGGAAACUGCUUCUAUCCUCAGGUCUGCAACCAAAGAUUCUUUAAUAAUCAUAGAUGAAUUGGGAAGAGGAACCUCUACCUAUGAUGGAUUUGGACUAGCGUGGGCUAUAUCCGAUUACAUUGCAACAAAGAUUGGUGCUUUUUGCAUGUUUGCAACUCAUUUUCAUGAACUUACUGCCUUAGCCAAACAGAUUCCCACUGUUAAUAACCUACAUGUCACAGCAUUAACCACUGAAGAGACCUUAACUAUGCUUUAUCAGGUGAAGAAAGGUGCUUGUGAUCAGAGUUUUGGGAUUCACGUUGCAGAGCUUGCUAAUUUCCCUAGGCAUGUAAUAGAAUGUGCCAAACAAAAAGCCCUGGAACUCGAAGAGUUUCAGAAUAUUGGAGUCUCACAAGGAGGUGAUGAAACAGAACCAGCGGCAAAGAAGUGCUAUCUGGAAAGAGAGCUUUUGGCGGACACAACAUCUUUGUUUGUAUGUGGUGCUGAGGAUCGAACCCGGGCCGCACGCAUGCCAGGCGAGCGCGCUACCACUUGAGCCACAUCCCCAGCCCAGCAGUAAAUUUUUAUAGACACAAAAUAAAAGAAUCUUAAUUGAUGCACUGCCUAGUCCUGUAACAUUUAUUGCAGCAUUUAUUAUGACAACUUUUUACUUGGCAUUAUUUUAACUUUUACCCAGUGAGUUUUUUGUUGUUGUUGAUUUUUUUUUUUUUCUUCUUACUUGAAGGAUAGAUGGUUGCUACAAUAUCAAACUUACUUGCUUUUGGUGAUCUGGGAUUGGAAAAGUUCUUAUAUGGAAUCGUUGGUUUCCAAGUAGAACAAAAGUCGUAUGCUUUUGAUAUUAUAAUAUAUCCAAAAGUUUUAAAGCUUUAUGCUAAAUUGCUGGGGCUUUGAGCUCAUGAUCCUCCUGCCUCAGCCUACUAAGCCACUGGGAUUACAGGCAUGUGCUGCUGCACCCAGCUACCAUUUACUUUUAAGAUACUUAUUACCAAUCAACUCCCUGGUGUGAAAGCAUCCUAUUUACUUCUGCUUUAUGUGCAGUAAUAUACAUUUAUAUAGUACAUGCUUUGUCAGGACUGUUCUAAACAACUUACACAUAUUAACUCUUUUUAAUUCUCAUAACAGAUGUAUGAGGUUGGUAAUAUUAAUAUCCCCAUUUUAUAGGUGAGGAAUGGAAUGUGAGCUUAUGUCCAAGGGUCACAUAGCAAAUAAUAACCACAGCAAAAACUGUAAAUAAAACAGAAGCAUUGUGUGCUUGUGUGUGAGAGAGAAUUUUGGUUACUAUUUGCCUUAACAAUAAACCUUGAAUUCUUUUUUUCCCCAGAAGAUUGUUUAUAUAUGAAUUAUAAAAGCAGAGGGACUUGAGAACUACUAAAAAUUCCAAUUCCUUUGUUAUCAGCAGCUGAAAAAAAAUUAAUAAAUGUAUUUUUAAAGAUUUUAUUAUGUAUCCUAGACAUUGCAUACAUACUAAUAAAAAUGUUCUUUAAAUGUAGGUAGUAUAUUUACAUUGAAAUUUUUUAAAAACAAUUUAUUGCUAACUAAUGUGACUUAGAAAAGACAUCUUAAUGACUGUUGGG
Messenger RNA from Marmota monax (woodchuck), 3842 nucleotides. It is a transcript of the gene Msh2, whose product is annotated as mutS homolog 2. The coding region runs from base 80 to 2803 and encodes 907 amino acids. Gene Ontology annotation, biological process: somatic recombination of immunoglobulin genes involved in immune response; mitotic recombination; mismatch repair. The record is from RefSeq and is a predicted model, not a curated record. Gene Ontology annotation, cellular component: MutSalpha complex; nucleus. NCBI's taxonomy places the organism in Eukaryota, Metazoa, Chordata, Mammalia, Rodentia, Sciuridae. Gene Ontology annotation, molecular function: mismatched DNA binding; ATP binding; ATP-dependent DNA damage sensor activity. The transcript is spliced from 16 exons.